AUGACAUUACCAAGCUCUCAGCAUCUUGGUUCAUCGUUUUCCGCGCAUGGUUCCCGUAGGAGAGUUGCGCCCGGGCGGCGCUACGGCCAUAGACCAGUUUGCAGUUUUGAGAUGACUCGCGAAAGAGAGCUACUGCAAUGGAUGACGGAUGUGUCCGACGAUGAGCAAAAUGUUGCUGAUUCUGCUAAUGCUAUCAGUAAUGCAGAAUAUUGA
Parnassius mnemosyne (clouded apollo) is the source of this 213-nucleotide messenger RNA. NCBI's taxonomy places the organism in Eukaryota, Metazoa, Arthropoda, Insecta, Lepidoptera, Papilionidae. The record is from the annotation of a GenBank genome assembly.